Molecule: messenger RNA, 1176 nt
Organism: Mucor velutinosus
Lineage: Eukaryota; Fungi; Mucoromycota; Mucoromycetes; Mucorales; Mucoraceae
Exons: 3
Coding region: 1-1176 (391 amino acids)
Biological process (GO): regulation of DNA-templated transcription
Molecular function (GO): DNA-binding transcription factor activity; sequence-specific DNA binding
Source: RefSeq, a predicted model, not a curated record
AUGGAACAAGCAUUCGAUUCCAGCGACAACAGCACAAUGAGAUCAUUCAUGUUGUCAAACAGUGGAGCAGCCGCAGGAGCAACAGCAGGAUAUAGCCAGGCUACUCCUCCUCCUCCCUCCAACACUACAGAUCAAACAGCUUUCAACUCGACAGCAUCUCAGCCUGUACGGCUGUCUCAAAAAUCUUCACAAACCAACACAUUUGUUCACAAGCUAUACAACAUGGUACUCGAUGACCAAUUCCAACAUUUGAUUGCCUGGAACUACGCUGGCGCAUCAUUUAUCGUCUGCAAUAUUAUGGAAUUUGCAAGAGAUGUAUUACCAAAGCAUUUCAAACACAACAAUUUCAGCAGUUUCGUUAGACAGCUCAACAUGUACGGGUUUCAUAAAGUGAACAAAUCACCUCGUGGUCACCGAACUUUAGCAGAGAAUCAAAUCUGGGAAUUCUCUCAUUCAAAAUUCCUUCGAGAUCGCCCUGAUUUACUGGACGAUAUCAAACGUAAAACCAUGGAAUCUGAUACUGUACGACGUGAAACCGACUUACACGCACAUAUGGCAAUGAUGCAGGUGUCGCAAUCAGACAUGCUACAACAAAUCAACCAUUUGUAUGAUAGUUUCAGCCAGAUUGUCAAGGAAUUGCACGAAACAAAGCAAAAGCAAGAGCACCAUAAUACACUAGUGAAAGACGUACUUUCGUACAUUACCCAGCAAAAUGGAGGUCAGUUGCCUCAUGAACUUGGCUCAGAGUUCAAAAAAUUGGAAGUAAACAAAGCAGCACCUUCGAUAUUCGUAACCACACACCAAGACCACUUUAGCCAUCAUACACAACAGCAACCUCUUGUUCCUACUCAAAAUCGGCCAAACAACAGCUUACUACCUUCUAUUACUUUUUCUAGCACAUUGCCACCUAGUCCAAAUCCAAUCAAUUUAGCAUCAUCAUCAUCCACAACCACAGCAUCAUCUACUUCACUUGAUAAUAAAAAUGGCUACUACCAAUCCAAUACCUCACAAAGCCCAUCUCAAGUUUUAGCAGCAGCACAAGCAGUGGCAGCAUCAGUAACAGUGACCUUACCGGAUAUAAUGAACUCACCAACACCCACACAUCAAACUAGCAACAACCGAAAUCAUCAUCAUUUCUCCUUUAAUAAUUCAUCUCACCACACAAUGAAUGGUUGA